Molecule: messenger RNA, 1433 nt
Organism: Mus pahari (shrew mouse)
Lineage: Eukaryota; Metazoa; Chordata; Mammalia; Rodentia; Muridae
Gene: Hspb6
Product: heat shock protein family B (small) member 6
Exons: 3
Coding region: 128-616 (162 amino acids)
Biological process (GO): protein refolding; response to heat
Molecular function (GO): structural constituent of eye lens; protein folding chaperone
Source: RefSeq, a predicted model, not a curated record
GCUGAGUCUGGCCUCAAUCCCAGUGUCCCUGAGAGGCCCGCCGCAGGGGCGGCACAGGGCACAGUAUAAAUCGGAGGCAGCGUGCGUUUGGGCACUGCGGGGCCCAGGGUGGCAGCGUAGGAGCAGGAUGGAGAUCCCCGUGCCUGUGCAGCCUUCUUGGCUGCGCCGUGCUUCAGCUCCUUUACCGGGUUUCUCCGCUCCGGGACGCCUCUUUGACCAGCGUUUUGGCGAAGGACUGCUUGAGGCAGAGCUGGCUUCACUGUGCCCUGCUGCGAUCGCCCCCUACUAUCUGCGCGCCCCCAGUGUGGCGUUACCCACAGCCCAGGUGCCCACGGACCCUGGGUAUUUUUCCGUGCUGCUGGAUGUGAAGCACUUCUUGCCAGAGGAAAUCUCUGUCAAGGUGGUUGGCGACCAUGUGGAGGUCCAUGCUCGGCAUGAGGAGCGCCCGGAUGAACAUGGAUUCAUAGCUCGAGAGUUCCACCGACGAUACCGCCUGCCUCCAGGUGUGGACCCUGCUGCUGUGACCUCAGCACUGUCUCCUGAGGGGGUCCUGUCCAUCCAGGCCACACCAGCGGCAGCCCAGGCCCAACUUCCGUCACCACCUGCUGCCAAGUAGGGGUCCCAGCAUUACAGGACCGAACCCAGGAAGCCUCAUUAGGCUCUCUUUUAAAAGCCGAUCUGACUCCACUGCCCAGCCAGAUGUCCCAAACACUGUCAAGACAGCCUUUCCCAAUCAUGUCGAGAUGUCCUCCCCAGAGACCGUUCCACCCCAAACCCUCCCUGAGCCCUAGUAACCUAGACACCCUCCCUACGCCCUCUCCCAGCUUUCCAGCCCCACCCAGGACACCUCUCUAGGGACAACACAAAUACUACUGUCACCCCUCAGCCAAGGCUCCUAUCAAACUGACCCUACUUUGGGCUUCUAUCACCACUCAGGCCUCCUACCGCACUUGUAACCUGUGUAGAACACCCCAAGGUGACACCAGAGUACAGUGUAGUCACCUAAUUCUCCACAGUGACCCAGACUGCAUGGGCUUUCCACAUCGGAACAUCCAAGCCUAGUCUACCAGACUCUAGCUCCUGUUCCUGUUACCUAACACUCCUCUGCCCCAGCCCACUUUCCGACUUAAAACUCCAGGCACCUAAAUUCUUGAAUACUAUUCUGACCUCCAAUUCUUGGGACAUCUAUUCCCGACUAACCAGGAACCACCCAAACUCAAACUGUAUGGACACUUCAACUUCUCCAGAUGUGCUAGGCCAAUGAACAAGAACCCUUGAGCUCCUCUGUCCCAGCUCCCAUCUGCAGCCAGAUGUCUUGGGAAGCCUCCUCAACAUCUGCUAUUCGCUAAGGACACACCUUCAUUGCCAAUAUUUCCCGUCUCCACAGGCCUUCCUACCAUCAGUCCCCAAUAAAUGCACUUGAGAUUUUUCAA